GCUUACCGCUCGUUCCCGAGAGUGACAGCUCGUGAGGACACGGGAGCGCGGAGGGAACGGCGCCGCCCCAGGGACACGGUGACCGGACUGUGGCGGCACACCGGGGGAGAGUCGGGAAGGUGACUCGGCUGCAUGUGUCUCUUACAGACCGCACUACGUGAUCCUGGCGGUUAUUGGCGGACGAUGUAUGUGGCUUCUUCUGAUGGUAAACUGAAUGAAGACCUUUUGGAAUUUGGGAGAAACAAUAGCAUCUUGUUGUGAAAACGUCUGGGCUGCCUAUAGCACCUGUGGCCGGUGAUCUGUCCCCUGUGUGCAGUGCAGGGGACGUCCGGCCUGCUGAGCAGGUUUUCUGCCGGUUUGGUCUGCAGGGAACUGGCCUGUGUGUGUUUUGGUUGUGUGCUGGGAGUACAGCGGCAACGCUCGUGUAAACGGCUGAAUAUGAAAUCCCAGUCAUUGUCCAUGGAUUAGUUGCUGCGCUGGUAUCUGGAAGUCGGGAGAGGAGGUGACGGGAUGGCGUCUCGGGAGCGGCUCUAUGAGCUGUGGAUGCUGUACUGUAACAAGAAGAACCCCGACUACCUGCGGCUCUGGCUGGACAGCUUCGUCUCCAGCUAUGAACAAUUCCUUGAUGUUGAUUUUGAGGAGCUGCCAACCAGGGUUGAUGAUGAGCCGCCGGCACUGUCCCUACUCCCCGACCACAUCCUGCGAGUUCUCCGGCUGCAGCUGCUGCAGUGCGUGGAGAAGACUGCAGAUGGGCUGGAGGAGGAGCAGCAGGCGCUGUCUCUUCUGCUUGUCAAGUUCUUCAUCAUCAUCUGCAGAAAUCUGUCCAACGUGGAGGAGAUCGGAUGCUGCUCGUACAUUAACUAUGUGAUCACAAUGACCACGCUCUACGUCCAACAGUUGAAAAGUAAAACGAAGGAGAAGGAGGUGACGGACCAGGCCCCUAUGGAGGAGUUUGUGCGGCACGCAUUGGCGUUCUGUGAGAGCCUGUAUGAUCCGUAUCGGAACUGGAGGCACAUUGUGGCUGGGGGGACUGUAUGUCUGGUGGAGAAGAGCAGACAGAAGUACAAAGCUGCCACGCUGACCGUGGAGUUCAUACCCUUCUUUUACCAGUGUUUCCAAGAAAGUGAACAUCUCAAAGAAAGUUUAAAGUGCUGCUUAUUACAUCUCUUUGGAUCGGUAUUAUCAGGAGGGCAGCGGAACGCUCUGCAGGUCAUUUCCCCGGCCACCAUGGAAGUUCUGAUGCGAGUGCUGGCAGAUUGCGACACGUGGGACGAGCGGGACCCAGAAGAAGUGAGCCGCAAGGCAGAACUGACCCUGAAGUGCCUGACUGAGGUGGUGCACAUUCUCCUGGUCAGCAGCUCCGACCAGCGGCAGGUGGAAAUCAGCACCAUCUUAGAGAAUUACUUCAAGCUGCUGAACUCUGACCACUCUGCGUUACCGAGCGGGCGAGGGUCCCGGCAGUGGGAGAGCAGGUUCAUCACACUACAGAUAAAGAUGCUACAUCACAUGACUGCGAUGCUGAACUGCAAGGACCGGCCGGUGCUGCAGGCCAUCUUCCUAAACAGCAACUGCUUCGAGCACCUGAUCAGGCUGCUCCAGAACUGCAGGCUCUUGUUAAACGCUAACACUAGAGGGGCAGACAAGAGUGAGAAAGACCUUGCCAACAAAUUACUGACAGAAAUGACUGACAAUCAGGUGUUUCAGGAACAGUUGGACUCUUUGUGCGUGUCCACAAUUAAGGCGCUUACAGCUGUGAAACACAAAUCUCCUGGGGCAAAGGAAGUGUUUAAGGAAAGAAUCGGCUACACUCACUUACUGGAAGUGCUGAAAUCUCUGGGGCAGCCGUCGCGGAAGCUGCUGGAGGAGCUGCUAAACAUGGCUGUGGAAGGCGAGCAUACGUCGGUCGGCAUUUAUGGGAUAAGUAACGUCCAGCCGCUACUGCUGCUUAUACAAUGGCUGCCGGAGAUGGUGUCACAUGACCUGCAGAUCUUCAUCUCCGAUUGGCUGAAGAGAAUCUGCUGCAUAAACAGGCAGAGCCGCACCAUGUGUGUCAAUGCCAGUAUGGUCAUCCAUAUUAUAGACACCCUGAACUAUCACUACUCCCUACAUCCCACGUGUGCCGAGAACCUGAUCAGCCUCCUGGGCUCGCUGGGCUGCCAAUCCAUGGGCUCGGAAGAACUCUUUCAUCUUAUUGCCCUGCUGCGGACAGAUGAGCCCAAGAAGAGUCACCCCUACGUUGUUCCGGUGACCCGGGCGAUGCUCACCAUUGCCCGCAAGCAGGGGUUGGAGAGCGCCUUGCAGUACUUUAACCUGUCCCAUAGCUCCUCAGGAAUCGCUGUCCCCACUAUCCACAAGUGGCCUGGCUCUGCAUUCACAUUUUUUGCCUGGUUCUGCCUGGACCAAGACCAGUCCACCAUUGGGAUUUGUAGCGGUGGCUCAAAGAGAAAGCAGCUGUAUAGCUUCUUUACAAAUAGCGGCACGGGGUUUGAGGCUUUCAUCACGUCUUCCGGAUUCCUGGUUGUAGCAGUAUGCACGAAGAAGGAGUACACAACGGUUAUCCUGCCCGAUCACUGCUUCUGCGACUCCUUGUGGCACAGUGUGAGCGUUAUACACGUUCCGUCUAAGAGGUCCCUGGGAUUCUUUGGACAAAGCAAUGUAUACAUUUACGUUAAUGGGCAGCUGAAGAUGACUUCCCCCCUGAGGUUUCCUGCUCUGAGUGAGCCCUUUACCUCUUGCUGUAUUGGAUCAGCCGGACAAAAGACCAACACGCCACCCCCAUCCCAAAUUCCAGACCCACCUGUCUCCCCUCCAAGUAACACCAGUAGGACAUCGUUGAGUGGGAUUCUGUCGUCACCAUCGCGGAGCGGGUCCCAAGGAAAGAUCAAUUCCGUCAAACUAAUUUCAGCCGGGACCCAAGAUAGUGAGUGGGGGUCUCCAACCUCCCUGGAAGGGCAACUUGGGUCCGUUCUCAUAUUCCAUGAGGCAUUGCAAGCCGGGCAGGUCAAGGCUCUCUACUUGGCUGGUCCUAAUAGCCUCAGUCCUUGGAAAUCGCAGGACUCUGAACUGACUGACUUGCCCAGCAAACUUCUUCUCUAUUACACCCCUAAGGCCUGUGGAAAUCCCAUCUGUCUGGAUUUAUCACCAAACCUUCUUCAUGGACGACUGACCGGUAACAAAGUCAUGAACUGGGACAUUAAGGACAUGAUCAAUUGCAUUGGUGGAAUAAAUACAUUAUUUCCAAUCCUGGAGCAGAUCAGCUGCAUAGAUGAGUCUGCCUGUGAGAAGUCGGCAUCUCUCAGCCUUCCUCCCGAGCUGAUAACACCGACAGAGGGGGACUUUGUGGUUUUAUCUUCCACGAGGGCUUCAGAGGCUCGUCUGGAAAAGAACAUUGUAGCUACUUUUGUUUUGCUGGUGAAACACUUUAUUCAGCGACAUCCAAUCAACCAGGAGAACUUCAUCCAUUCACACGGAGCCGCCACAUUAGGGGCUCUGUUGCAGAAGGUACCGGGACACCUGAUGGGUGUGAACGUGCUGAUGGGCGUGCAGCUGCUGAUAGAGCAGGUCUCCCUGGAGAAGAAUACGGCCCUGUUGCAGCAGAUGUACCAGUACCUCCUCUUUGAUUUCCGCAUUUGGAAUUGUGGCGACUUUCCUUUCCGAAUCGGACAUAUACAGUAUUUGUCAACCAUCAUCAAAGACAGCAGAAAACUCUUCCGCAAGAAGUACGGUGUCCAGUUUCUGUUGGACACGAUCAGAAUAUGCUAUAGUAAAGAGAGCUCAUUGCCGCUGGAAGAUCUGACCACAAUCCGGGCGUCGCUCUAUGGCCUCAUCAGAUAUUUCCUGAGCAAAGGCGGCACCCAGGAGGAGAUUCAGAGCAUUGUCGGCUACAUUGCGGCCACUGGCGACGAGGAGCAGUUGCUGGGGAUCUUAGAAGUCAUCUACCAGCUCCUGAGCGCCAGCCCAACCCUCGAGCAGCUGUAUCUGCUUCUAUUUGAGCCGGGAAGUGCGGAUAUUCUGUACGCUCUGCUGCUAAACCAGAGAUAUUCUGACCGACUGAAAGAACUUGUAUUUAUGAUAUUGGAGCUGAUGUUGAAUUGUAACAAAGUUUAUGAAAAAAGCAAGCAGCGAAUUCGUCUGAGAGAGGUGGGGUAUUCCGGUCUGGGAUUGUUAGUGAAUGACGCCCCGGUCACCACGUUGCUGAUUAAAGGGCUUCUCAAUCAGGUCCUCAGGGCAGAUACGGUGAUCAACUACAAAGACCUGCUAGCAGUGGUACAUAUGUCCCAUAGAUCGGACCUGACGGUGCGAGUCGCCAUCUGCAGGAAGGUCCUGCAGCUCCUCCAGUACCAGCAGGACGCGGCCGCGCAGAUCGCGCAGCAGCUGGCCUGGCAGGACACAUUUGUCCGGUUUUUCUUGAAGGAAAAUGCUGAAUUUAAGAGUAGCUGGAAAGGAAACUGUACGGAGAAUGUGACACCAGAGGACAGGAGUACAAGGAAUCCGGAGCCGCAGAGGGAAUGUCCUGGAAGGGCGCUUGUGGAUAAAGCGGAUAACAUCAUAUGUAACAGCUGUCGUCCUGAGGACAUCAGGUCCCUAAAUUCAGGCACCCAGUCGGCGUCUACGCUGCUGGAUGAGGAUGAUGCGGCUUUUAGCGAGGCUCAGCUUAAGGUGGAGGACCCGGACGUGUGGCCCGGCGACCACUCGCAUCUAACGUUGGAACUGUCUCCUUUUGAAUUGGGCGAUGGCGAAAACCUGACCUCCGGAAGUUUGACCAGUACCCCGUCUCCAGUAGAGUCUUCCAAAUCCUUUUACAUGGAGAAAGUGUCUGAUGGUAACACACUAUUCCGGGACGACAUCUCUCUCAGUGUAAAUCUAGAGAGCAAAGAGGACUGUGAGGAGGAGCUGCUGCAGCUGCUGACGGACAUUCUGCUGUGCCUCAUGUGGAAGGGCCUGGACCGAUCCGACAGUGCCACAUGGAUAGAGAGAGGACAGGUGUUCUCCGCACUGACACACCUGGGGAAGUCACACGAGCUGCUGCGGCCUGCCGAUGAGAUUAAGCUCAAUUUGUUGGAGAAGAUGCCGGAAUGGGCUGUAACUGAGAACAGAGAGCCCAAAUCUCAGGUCAAUGCGGAGAAUGCAAACAGAUUGCUGCACAUUGUCCAGGACUUCCUGCAAGCAGAGGGCAAGGUGAAGCCCAGCGUGUGGACGGAGAAGCUGCUGGAGGAGAUAGUGACUCUGAUGGACAGUCUGUCCGUGUGGUACCCAGCUGGCCUAGAAUCAGCCGCCCUUUCCCAGGUGGAGUUUCGGCUGCUGCUUGGCUUCAUCGCUCAGGACAAUCUACAGGUGUGCGCCAUGGCCACGGCAAAGCUGAACACCUUGUUGCAGACUAAAGUGAUAGAGAACCAGGAGGAGGCGUGUUUCCUGCUGGGGAAGCUGGAAGGGAUCCUCAGCAAAUCCAUACGGGAGAGAUCCGAGACCUACUCCUUCCUCGUCCCCAUUGUGAGGACGCUGGUGUCCAAAAUCUACCAGCUGCUCUUCAUGAAUCUCCACCUGCCUUCCCUUCCCAUCACUAAUGGUAACCCGUCGCUGUUUGAGGACUUCCAGGAAUACUGCGACUCCGAGGAAUGGAGAAUCUUUAUAGAUAAAUAUAUCAUACCUUAUAUGAAGCAGUAUGAGACGGACACAUACAGUAAAAGUCACGAGCAGAUGGCUGUCUAUUGGAAGGACUGCCACGAGGCGCUGAUGGUGAAUAUUCACAAACGUGAAAGAGAGCGCGGCGAAAACAAGCUAAAAUUCCAGGAAUUCUUUCUGGAGCCAUUUAACAGGAAAGCGCGUCAGGAGAACCUGCGCUAUAACAGUAUGCUGAAACAAAUCCACAGCCAAUCCACGGCCACUCUAAGACAGUGGAAUGCAGCACAGAGAUAUCUCACCUAUGAGCGCGGACCCUGGGCGGACAGAAAGGAGAACUGGGAGCACUGGAAGCUGUCUCAUGUGGAAAACUACUCGCGCAUGAGGCUCAAACUGAUGCAGAACAACAACUUUGAUCUUCACUCUGAAGCCAGUAACCUGCGGGAUAACCUGGGUGUGCAGCAGACAGAACCAUCCAGUGAGUCACUACUGCUGGAAGCUGUGAAGGUGAAAGUCAGUGACUUAGAGGAGGACAGCCUGGAGCUUCCUGAAGAGGACAGCACCAUCACCGUGAGUGAGAAGGAAGAGCCGAGUCAGAAGGAGAAGACCGUUCUGUCAGAGGAUUGUGAGCUGAUCACUGUAAUGGACGUGAUCCCCGGCCGCCUGGAAGUCACCACGCAGCAUAUAUACUUCUACGAUGGUAGCACUGAAAAAGAAGAAGGUGUGGGCUAUGACUUCAAGUGGCUUCUUUCCCAGGUCCGGGAGAUACACUUACGCCGCUACAACUUGCGGAGAUCAGCGCUGGAGAUAUUUCUGAUUGACCAAACAAAUUACUUCCUGAAUUUUAAGAAAGAGGUCAGGAAUAAAGUAUACAGUCGCAUUCUGUCAUUGCGUCUUCCCAAUUUAUAUGGGACCCGCUCGCCCCAGGAGCUGCUGAAGGCAUCGGGUCUUACACAGAAAUGGGUGAAUAGAGAAUUGUCUAACUUUGACUACCUCAUUCAGCUGAAUACCAUAGCUGGGAGAACGUACAAUGAUCUUGCACAGUACCCAGUGUUCCCAUGGGUGCUACAAGAUUACACAUCGGAAGAGUUGGACCUGAACAACCUGGCCGUCUUCAGGGACCUCUCUAAGCCUAUUGGGGUUGUGAAUGAGAGGAAUGCAGCCGCUGUGCGGGAAAGGUAUGAAAACUUUGAAGAUCCAUCUGGAAAGAUUGACAGCUUCCACUAUGGUACACACUACUCCAACGCCGCUGGCGUGAUGCACUACCUCAUCCGUGUGGAGCCCUUCACUACACUGCACAUCCAGCUCCAGAGCGGAAGAUUUGACUGCGCCGAUCGCCAGUUCCACUCCAUCCCCGCCAUGUGGCAGGCCCUGAUGGAUAACCCAAAUGACGUGAAGGAGCUGAUUCCAGAGUUCUUCUAUUUCCCUGAGUUCCUGGAGAAUAAGAAUGGAUUUGAUUUGGGCCGAUUGCAAAUUUCUAAAGAGAGAGUGAAUGAUGUUCUACUUCCAAAAUGGGCCAAAAGUCCUGAAGAUUUCAUCCGCAAGCACAGACAGGCGCUGGAGUCGGAGUGUGUGUCGGCUCACCUUCAUGAAUGGAUAGAUCUCAUCUUUGGCUACAAGCAGAGGGGGCCCGCAGCUGUGGAGGCGCUCAAUGUCUUCUAUUAUUGUAGCUAUGAAGGCGCUGUGGACCUAGACUCCAUUUCAGAUGAAAAAGAACGGAAGGCGAUAGAAGGGAUGAUCAAUAAUUUUGGGCAGACGCCGUGUCAGCUGCUGAAGGAGCCUCAUCCGGUCCGGCUGUCUGCAGAAGAAGUGUUACUGAAACAGACCAAACUAGACAACGCGACACUCAACUUAUUCCAAAACCUGACCGAGCUGAAGUCCUUCUUCAUAAAGGGAAUCAGCGAUGAAGUUCCGGUUGUUAAAGCCAUCGUCCCAAAGAAUCAGCUGCGUUCCUUCAUAUCUCAGGGAAGCCCGGAAGCGCUGGUGACCAUAAGCCAGAACCUGAUUAUCGGGACACAUGGCUGGCUGCCGUACGAUAAAAGCAUUUCCAAUUAUUUCACGUUUACGAAGGAUCAGACUGUGAAUAAUCCAAAAGCGCAACGUUCCGUCUCUGGCCCAUUCGCUCCUGGUCUUGACAUUACCUCCAAGCUGUUUGUGGUGUCACAUGACGGGAAGGUGCUGUUCAGUGGAGGCCACUGGGACAACAGCAUCCGGGUGUCAUCCCUGGCUAAGGGGAAGGUGAUUGGACAGCACAUUCGUCACAUGGACAUAGUGACCUGCUUAGCCACAGAUUACUGCGGUAUUCACCUCAUCUCUGGAUCACGGGACACAACAUGCAUGAUCUGGCAGAUCUCACAGCAGGGCGGUGGCUCUGGUGACCUGCUCCCUAAGCCCAUGCAGAUCUUGUACGGACACACAGAGGAAAUUACUAGUGUCGGCAUCAGCACGGAGCUGGAUACGGCGGUCUCUGGAGCCAAGGAUGGUACAGUGAUUAUCCAUACAGUGAGAAGAGGACAAUACAUGAGGACCAUUAGACCACCGAGCGACAGCUCACUUGUCAUGACUAUUCCUAAUGUGGCCAUCUCCUGGGAUGGGCAUAUAGUCAUCCACAGCAGCUUGGAAGGGAAAGGAACACUUAAGAACAAGAACGCCUUACAUCUGUAUAGUGUAAAUGGGAAGCACCUGGGCACCGAGAGCAUGAAGGAGAAGAUCCUGGACAUGUGCGUCAGUGGGGAACACGUGGUGAUUGGGAGCCGGCAGGGACAUCUCUCCAUACGUGAUCUGUACAGCCUGACUCUCGCUGUUUCGCCGCUGACCAUGCGCGUCCCUAUUCAUUGCGUGUCGGUGACGAAGGAGAGCAGCCACAUUCUGGUUGGACUGGAGGAUGGGAAAGUCAUUGUUGUCGGUGUUGGGAAACCAGCCGAGGCAAAGUCGGGUCAAAUUUCCAGAAAGCUUUUUGGAUCCAGCAGGCGACUCAGCCAAAUAUCAUCAGGAGAAACCGAAUAUAACACUAAAGACUCCUAAACUCGCUACAUCCGUUUCUAAUCCUUUGUGCAAUACUAACACUACACUAUGGGUACAGGCUCUCAUGUGAGACACUUGCGGAACACCCGGGAGACUCUCACCAAUAUCGGGGAGUUUUCCCGGAAUCUUUGGAGAAUAGAAGGCACCUCCGGAAUCUUCUUUCUUGUGAAGAGGAUGGGGCCUGACUGAACCACGCCCACUGCGCAGUAGUCUGCAUCAUCGCACAGCGCUGGCCGGGGCAUAAUCACAUGAAUUCCCCCUGGCGGGAGAGAAAAGCGAGUACCCUCCUACGUACAGUAGGUGACGCUGAGGAAGCCGGGUACAGAGUGGGGAUCAGGACUUUCAUCUCUUCUUGUAAAAUGCCUUAAAUUGCUGCUAAAUGAACUUUUUCCCUUUUGCUGCCAGUUUUGUCUCUUGUAGUAGCAGAAAGGAUAUUUAUGUGAUAUGAAGCUUCUUUCCUGGCACUACACGUGUGUGUGUGUGUGCAAUGUGUCUCAAUGACCUUUAUAUAUCGGGAACAGGGACCACCCUCCUCCUUCAGCGGGAACAGCAACUCCCCUCCACACGUUCCGUUAUAUGGCUUCCCAUGGUAUAGCAGCGCGUUCCCUUCACGUAGUUUAGUCUUAUUUACCUGGGAUCAGAUACUGUAUAUGGAGUGUGUUUCAUAUUACUUGUAAUGAUGGUUUAUAUGGACCCAUAAGUCUUGUAUAACUGACGUCUAAUUCCGGUAAUAGGGAUGAUUACAUUGAUAAUAAUGUGCGUUCUUCUGAUAGGGAUUAGAUCCCUCCAUUCCCUGCCGUGUGCACCUUAUUCCCAUUGUUAUAAGACUUCAGCCUUCCAUGUGAACCGCCUGGAUUAUACGGGAUGAUUGUGCGCAGCCACAGGACGCGGGGGCACCAGGAACUGGAAUAAUCUGAUUGGCGCGCACGUAUUCCAGAUCAGUGGAAAUGUAUUGGCCGUGCGCAGUGUUGAGACCAAGACUACGAGGCUUGUGCGGCAGAAUGGGGCUCAGCGGCGCCACCUCCGACCGGUGCCUUAAAGCAAAUCUAAGUUGUACUUUUAGUAACUGAUGAAACACAUGGCGCAGGAAAAAAACAACCUGCGCAUAUAGGUGUGUCCUAUAUAUAUGUACAUGUAGAAAUACUUUAUUUAUAAUAUACGUUUUAUCAUUGCCCAUUGCACUCUCUCUCUCUCUCUCUCUAUAUAUAUAUAUAUAUAUAUAUAUAGCCAAACAAAAUCUCUUCAGCCUGUGAUUUAAUAAAUACGCUAAUGUUUCAUCUACUUGAA
This is a messenger RNA of Pseudophryne corroboree (corroboree frog), 9930 nucleotides long. RefSeq names its product neurobeachin like 1 (gene NBEAL1). Gene Ontology annotation, molecular function: protein kinase binding. Gene Ontology annotation, biological process: intracellular protein localization. Gene Ontology annotation, cellular component: membrane; cytosol. The transcript has 56 exons. The record is from RefSeq and is a predicted model, not a curated record. NCBI's taxonomy places the organism in Eukaryota, Metazoa, Chordata, Amphibia, Anura, Myobatrachidae. The coding region runs from base 511 to 8643 and encodes 2710 amino acids.